CGAGGCCUCUUAGCAUGGGACGCGGCCGGGUGCAAAUGGGAGCGGGCUCGUCCUCGCCAACCCAACAGAGGCGGGGACGCGCUCAGGAGCUCAUCACUGUUGCAGUUGGCUCCUAAAAGAAGAUGGAAGAGAUCCUGGCUGAUCUGUGUGGUACCAGUCCGGAAGACCCACUUCCUGUGUGGAUCCAUGGUAGUGUUGGUCACUGCUUUAACCAGCUGAUUUUGAAUGUUGUCCCUCAUGUGAUCCUUGCAUUAGUAAGUGCCUGCUACCUCGGCACUCCAAGAUCUGUCCCAGGGGCUUCCCACAGACCUGGCUGGAAAUGCAGAAUCACUGCCUCCUUCAUGCUCACCGUCCUGCCCAUCCUUGGUAUAAUCUCAGCAGCCAUCUCUCAACAGGAGUUGGGCACCCUGUACCUGACAGUGAUGACAAAUGGCAUUGCCAUGCUGGCAUGGCUCACUCAUAGCCUGGCACUCCUCAUGCUUUAUAGGUCCACAUAUGGCUCUUCCCGUGGCCCUGCAGCCAUGGUGCUGCUAGCCCUCUUCCCUAUCCCUGCCCUUAUCAUCACACUAGUAUGGUGCUGCAAGAAUGGGUUGGCCGGGCCCUACCUCCAUGCUGCUCAUAUCUUCAGACUCUCCAUCCUCUGCCUGCAGUUGGCCACUCUACUUAUCUAUGUGAUUGGCUAUAUUACUCCUGUUGCCAGCAGGCAAGAUUUUUGCUCCAUCAAUGACUUGGGGCAGCAUGAACCUCUCAUCACAGAAUCAGGGAUCCCAGUGUCUACCUGGCAGGGAGUGGCAGAAGAUGGUGAAAGCUGGCUCUCACGCUUCUCUUAUACUUGGAUGAACCCUCUUAUGAAACGUGGUUACCAGUGUAUGCUGAAUCGGCCACAGGAUAUCUAUCUGCUACCUCGACGUCUCCAGGCUGCCAGGGUCCGUGACCACUUCUAUUCGUGUUGGCAGGAAAAAGCAGCUCUCAGCCGAAAGGAGGAAGAUGCAAUGUCUUCCACUAGCCCAAUUAUCACCAGAAGUGAUGGGACUGGGUAUGCCUUCCCCUCUUCAAAGAGCCCUUGUGACACCCAGCAGGCUGUGCAACUCCUCUCAGUACUUCAUGCAGCCUUUGGGCUCCGCUACUACUCCCUAGGGCUCCUCAAACUGGCUGGUAGCCUGUUGGGCUUCUCAGGUCCCCUGCUCCUGAACCUACUUGUUGGCUUCAUGGAGUCACACCAGGAGCCUCUGAGCCAUGGGGUGCUGUACGCCCUCGGCCUCUUUGCUGGUUCCUUUCUGGGUGCUCUCUUGCGGAACCAAUUCAACUAUGAGGUGAACAAGGUGAUGCUGACAGUACGUGCAGCAGUCAUCUCUGCCAUUUAUCGCAAGGCCCUGCGGGUUAGUGGCAGCAGUCUGGCUGACUUCACGAUGGGUGAGAUUGUCAAUUUUAUGAGCACAGACACUGAUCGGCUAGUCAACUUCUGUGUCAGUUUCCAUGAGGUAUGGAGUCUCCCUGUGCAGUUUGCCAUCACCCUCUUCCUGCUCUACCAGCAGGUGGGGGUGGCCUUCCUGGGAGGCCUGGCCCUGGCCCUGCUGCUUGUGCCAGUGAACAAGGUCAUAGCAAACCGUAUCAUGGAGAACAACAAGGAGAUGCUGAAGUACAAAGACACACGAGUUAAGCUAAUGACAGAGUUCCUCUGUGGCAUAAGAGUGAUCAAGUUUUACACCUGGGAGCAGCACUUUGGUGCCCGGAUAAAUGCCUGCCGAGCCAAGGAGCUACAGAAGCUGCGAGCCAUCAAGUAUCUGGAUGCCGUGUGUGUGUACUUGUGGGCAGCAUUGCCAGUAGUCGUCUCCAUUGUCAUCUUCAUCACCUAUGUACUGCUGGGGCACCAGCUCACUGCCACCAAGGUGUUUACAGCCUUGGCGCUUGUUGGGAUGCUGAUUUUUCCCCUCAAUAACUUCCCGUGGGUGUUGAAUGGAGUCUUGGAUGCCAAAGUGUCUCUGGAUCGCAUCCAGCGUUUCCUUGAACUCUCUGACCAGAACCUGCAGGCUUAUUACACCAUAGAUGGCCCCACAGACCCAUCCUCUGCACUGGAAAUGCAUCAGUCUGCCUUCUCCUGGUCAUCGGCAAAGGAGGAGAGCACCAGGCAGCAUCUGGCCAGAGGGUCUCUACAGAUCUUCAUUCAGGACCUGGCAGUGGCAAAGGGGGUGCUGGUGGGAGUUGUUGGGAAGGUUGGCUGUGGGAAAAGCUCUCUGCUUGCAGCAAUUACUGGAGAACUCAACAGACUUGGCGGACAAGUGUAUGUCUGGGAUCUGGAGCAAGGAUUCGGCCUGGCCACCCAGGAGCCCUGGAUCCAGUUUACUACUGUCCGUGAGAACAUCCUCUUUGGAAGGGACUAUGAUGCCAGGCUCUACCAGGAGGUGCUUGAGGCUUGUGCACUUUCUGAUGAUCUGAACAUCUUACCAGCAGGUGACCAGACAGAGGUGGGUGAGAAUGGAGUGACACUCAGUGGGGGACAGAAGGCUCGAAUCGCCCUCGCUAGAGCGGCUUAUCAGGAAAAGGAGAUUUAUCUGCUUGAUGAUCCACUGGCAGCUGUUGAUGCUGAUGUAGCCAAUCAUCUUAUGCAAAAAUGCAUCCUGGGAUUUCUCAAACACAAGACCAGAAUCCUUUGCACACACAGGACAGAGUUUUUAGAGAAUGCUGACACCUUGCUGCUCAUGGACAAUGGCAGAAUAGUCAAGAUAGGGACCCCAUCUGAAAUCCUGCCACUAGUGGAAGCCACCCCAAAAGUCAACGAGGAGAAUAAAAGGAGGCAGAAUAAAGUCUCUUCUGAGCAAGGCCAGGAGGAGGAUAUGGAAAUACAGACAGAGGAACUGGGCCAAGCUAACUGCCUCCUCCAGCGGGAGGAAGAAAAAAAAAAGGGGGCAGUGGCUUUCCAGGUGUAUAGGGCAUAUUGGCUGGCAGUGGGCAGUUGCCUAGCAUUGUCCAUCCUCUUCUCCCUAUUUCUGAUGCAAGCAUCCGGGAAUGUCUCAGUUUGGUGGCUGUCACACUGGAUUUCCAACCUGCCUCAGACAGCAAACAUCUCCACGAGGCCCCUGUCAGCUUCUUUCCCUUCCCCACAGCUGCUGCUCUUCUCCCUUGCAGGGCUCAUCUCCCGCAUCCAGGUGUUGGGCACAGCUCCAAUCUAUCCCAAUAGCACACUGGAUGUGAACUUCUACCUGACGGUGUAUGGUGGCAUAGCUGGAGCCAACUCAUUCUUCACCCUCCUGCGGGCCUUCCUCUUUGCUUAUGGCACCAUCCGCGCUGCCACUGUCAUUCACAGCCGGCUGCUCCAAAGAGUGAUGAAGGCCAUAGUGACCUUUUUUGACGUUACGCCGACGGCCCGGGUCCUGAACCGCCUCUCUUCUGACCUAUCCUUGCCCUUCAUCCUCAACAUUUUUCUGGCCAAUGUCUUUGGGCUGCUAGGCAUGCUGGUGAUGAUAACCUAUGGGCUGCCCUGGAUUGGCCUGAUUUUGUUGCCAUUGGCUGCCCUCUACUUUUCCAUCCAGCGCUAUUAUCGGCGCACCUCCCGUGAGCUCAAGCGCCUCUACAGCCUCACCCUGUCCCCCAUCUACACCCACUUCUCAGAGACACUGACUGGGCUGAGCACCAUCCGAGCCACCCGGGCCACAGAGAGAUUUGAGGCAGAGAAUCAGCUACGAUUGGAGCAGAACCAGCGUUGCCUCUUUGCCAGUAACACUGCCAUGCAGUGGCUGGACAUCCGCCUGCAGAUGAUCGGAGUUGCUGUGGUUACGGCUAUAGCAGGAAUCGCCAUCAUCCAGCACCAGAGGCAACUGGGAAACCCAGGUCUUGUGGGCCUGGCCCUCUCGUAUGCCCUGUCUGUCACAAACUUGCUGUCCAGCCUCAUCUCCAGUUUCACGCAGACAGAGACCAUGAUGGUGAGUGUCGAGCGAGCAGAGGAGUACUCCACCGAUAUCCCCAUAGAGCCCCAGGAGCAACUGAUCCAGGUUGCCCCUGACUGGCCGAGCCAGGGCCUUGUGGAGUUCCAGCAGGUGGUUCUGGUAUAUCGGCCAGGACUGCCCAAUGCUCUGGAUGGGGUGACCUUCACCAUAUACCCGGGAGAGAAAGUGGGGAUUGUGGGACGCACUGGAUCCGGCAAAUCCACCAUCUUCUUGGCACUCUUCCGCAUGGUGGAGCUGAGAGGGGGACACAUCCUCCUGGACAAUGUUGACAGCCGGCUGGUGGGCCUGGAGAGUCUGAGAUCCAAACUGGCCAUAAUCCCCCAGGACCCAUUUCUGUUUAGUGGGACAAUCCGGGAGAACUUGGACCCUCUGGGGCAACAUACAGACUCUGACCUGUACCAGGUGCUGGAGCAGUGCCACCUACAGGAGGUGAUUGCUCAGAUGGGUGAGUCCAAUGCCAGUCUUGUGGGCCUGGCCCUCUCGUAUGCCCUGUCUGUCACAAACUUGCUGUCCAGCCUCAUCUCCAGUUUCACGCAGACAGAGACCAUGAUGGUGAGUGUCGAGCGAGCAGAGGAGUACUCCACCGAUAUCCCCAUAGAGCCCCAGGAGCAACUGAUCCAGGUUGCCCCUGACUGGCCGAGCCAGGGCCUUGUGGAGUUCCAGCAGGUGGUUCUGGUAUAUCGGCCAGGACUGCCCAAUGCUCUGGAUGGGGUGACCUUCACCAUAUACCCGGGAGAGAAAGUGGGGAUUGUGGGACGCACUGGAUCCGGCAAAUCCACCAUCUUCUUGGCACUCUUCCGCAUGGUGGAGCUGAGAGGGGGACACAUCCUCCUGGACAAUGUUGACAGCCGGCUGGUGGGCCUGGAGAGUCUGAGAUCCAAACUGGCCAUAAUCCCCCAGGACCCAUUUCUGUUUAGUGGGACAAUCCGGGAGAACUUGGACCCUCUGGGGCAACAUACAGACUCUGACCUGUACCAGGUGCUGGAGCAGUGCCACCUACAGGAGGUGAUUGCUCAGAUGGGUGGACUGGACUGUGAGCUGGGGGAGAGAGGAAAGAGUCUGUCAGUGGGACAGAGGCAGCUCAUGUGUCUUGCAAGAGCCCUCCUGACCCAGGCCAAGGUGCUGUGCAUCGAUGAGGCUACAGCCAGUGUGGAUCAGAAGACCGAUCAGCUGCUACAGCAGACCAUCCGCCAGCGUUUUACUGACAAGACUGUGCUCACAAUUGCUCACAGGCUGAAUACCAUCCUGGAUUCGGACCGUGUGCUAGUGAUGCAUGCAGGGAAGGUGGCAGAGCUGGAUUCACCUGCUGCCCUUAGCAAGAGGGAAGAUUCCUUGUUUCAGCGACUCUUGACCAGUGGGCAGCAAUGACUUCCCUGUGCAGAGAAAGCAACCAGUAACCAGCACCUCCUCGCUGCACAUCUGCAAAUCUCUUAUGUGCUGGACCUCACAGGCUGGUGAGUGCAGGCACCCACUUCCUGCCAGGCCUAGAGCUGCCAUAUGGGAUGCAGUAGCCUGCACAAAGGACAGCAGAGGGUGACACUGGCUCUUGGCUCAGAAUUCUGCUCAGAGUGGACCAUAUUUCAAGUGGGAAGUCAUAGGAGGAUGAGGCGCUGUUUCCUGAGCAAUGAUGGAGCGAGACCAAGACUUACUAGUCUGCAUCAAGAGUCCUAAGAUGGGGAAACAUGUUUCUAGCUUGUGGCAGCACCCCCUUUGGUGUAAUGAGGGUUUAGUCUCUACUGUCAGGUAAAUCGGUGGCUCCUAGUCAAAGACACGUGAUUCUACAAUAAAGGGCAAAUGUUUUUCUUAA
This is a messenger RNA of Pelodiscus sinensis (Chinese soft-shelled turtle), 5751 nucleotides long. The record is from RefSeq and is a predicted model, not a curated record. Lineage: Eukaryota; Metazoa; Chordata; Testudines; Trionychidae.